AUGUCAAAGUUGAGGUACUUAAAUCUGCAGGGAAAUCAGUUCUCAGGACCCAUUCCUAAUGCUAUGGCCAACUCUUCCUUGCUAUUGACAUUGGACUUGAUGAACAACAAAUUCUCAGGUGAAAUUCCGAGUUGGAUUGGCACUUUUUCAAACUUGAGAAUUCUCCUUCUAAAGGGUAACAACCUUGAAGGUUCCAUUCCCACUGUGAUGUGUCAACUAAGGCACAUAAGCAUAUUAGACCUUUCACACAAUACAUUCUCUGGGGAGAUACCUUCAUGCUUGAAUGAUGCAUCUUCAGGACUCUUGGAUCCAUUAGACAAUAUCAUAUUUGGUGAGUAUUUCAUAAUGUUCCCCAUCAAAUUCACCAAGUACAUAUCUGAAAAUCUACUUCAUGUAGAUAAUGGCAUCGAUAUCCAAGGUCUCGUCUCGGACGAGGAACAAGAAGUGGAAUUCAUGUCAAAGAGUAGGUUAGAAUCAUACAAGGGAAACAUAUUGUACUAUAUGUCAGGAAUAGACCUCUCUUGUAACAUGUUAACAGGUGCAAUUCCUCAUCAAAUUGGAAACCUUAGUAGCAUUCAUACCUUAAACUUGUCAAAUAACCAUUUAAGUGGUCCUAUCCCAGAAACAUUUUCUAACCUCAAGCAAGUAGAAAGCUUGGAUCUUUCACAUAACAAAUUGGUUGGUCACAUUCCUUCAAAAUUAGUAGAGCUAUAUAGCUUGUCAAUAUUCUCUGUGGCUUACAAUAAUCUGUCUGGAACAACACCGGAGACCAAAUACCAGUUUGCAACUUUUGGAGAGAGUAGUUAUGAAGGGAACCCUCUUCUUUGUGGACCUCCAUUGCAGCAUAGUUGUACUUCAAUCUCUGGUGGAGAAUCGGUAAUGCAUUCAGAUCUUCAUGCAGAGGAAAAUGAGUUCAGAGACAACUUCAUGUGGAGUUUUGCAGCAACUUUUGUUGUUUCAUUUUUAAGUGUCAUAGUCAUUGUCUACUUCAACCCUUACUUUGUAUCAAGAAAUUUUCAUGCAUGA
Messenger RNA from Arachis stenosperma, 1026 nucleotides. Its product is annotated as cuscuta receptor 1-like. NCBI's taxonomy places the organism in Eukaryota, Viridiplantae, Streptophyta, Magnoliopsida, Fabales, Fabaceae. The record is from RefSeq and is a predicted model, not a curated record. Gene Ontology annotation, molecular function: protein binding. The coding region runs from base 1 to 1026 and encodes 341 amino acids. The transcript has a single exon.